Messenger RNA from Nematostella vectensis (starlet sea anemone), 1671 nucleotides. RefSeq lists its product as uncharacterized. The record is from RefSeq and is a predicted model, not a curated record. Bases 223 to 1671 code for a protein of 482 amino acids. NCBI's taxonomy places the organism in Eukaryota, Metazoa, Cnidaria, Anthozoa, Actiniaria, Edwardsiidae. The transcript is spliced from 4 exons.
GCGUUCUGUCGGAGCUGGAUAUCUUUAUCACUACAAAGUUUACUCAGCUACAGGGGACCGGCAAUUCAGAGGCGCUUGAAGAAUUAUAUCACGACUUCAACAAUGAUGUUGCUAUGAUAGAGGACUGGAAAGCGCACAUUCUGAGAGCGGUUCACCAGGACUCUGCAAAAAACAUCAUUCUCGUUGUUGGAUACCCAGGUGCUGCUCAUCAUAGAUUGGGCGAUGAAGUUCCUGCCACGUAGCUUCCGAGAGACUCAAAAAGACUGGUAUGGCAAGAAGGGCAAGUCAUGGCACGUGACGGUCGCAGUAACAAGGGGCGAGGACGGUGAAUUGCAGACAAAAACAUAUGUCCACGUGUUUGAUCAGUGUACCCAAAACUGGUUUGCGGUACAUUCCAUUAUUGAGAACACCCUCACCACCAUCCGGCGCACGAGCCCAGAAAUCACCGAGGCAUUUAUAAGAUCUGACAACGCUGGAUGCUACCAUAGCGGCUUUCUGGCGGUCUCAAUUCCAAGCAUCAGUCAGCGCACCGAAAUUGUUAUUUGCCGAUACGAUUUCAGCAAACCACAGUCCGGCAAAGAUGUUUGUGAUCGUCGGAUUGCCGCUAUGAAAGCCCACAUGAGAAGAUACGUGAAUGAGGGCAAUGACAUCCAGUCAGCCAGUGACAUCAAGGCUGCCCUUGAGACGUUUGGAGGAGUGAAAGGCUGUUAUGUCGCUGUCGUUGCUGUGGACGAGACCCAGCAAACUACGACGAAGCACGGAUUGAAGGGCAUUCAAAGCUUCCAUAACUUCCGCUUCGAAAGCUCUGAGAUGACUUCUCAGAUGUCAAAGAUGGGGUCACCUCAAGGAAGGACACAGCUACAAAUUCUUGAAGACUUUGGUGACCCAGAGCAUGAUUUUGGUAUCUUCCGUAAAAAAACACCUGCCCAUGUAGCUUCCGAGACUACCCACGAGGAGGAGGAGAUAGAAGACAACGAUGAAGAUGAGGACAAAGAUGAAGAUGAGGACGAGGAAGCUGAAGGCGGGGACCGAACUGCCUUUUUUUCCUGUCCAGAGAAGGGAUGUACUAAGCAGUUCCUCACUCAUCGCAGUCUUCUGAGCCAUCUCGAUUCCGGCAAGCAUCACCUUCGACUCGAACGAGAAUCAUCGUAUGACAACAUAAAGAGAAAGUGGGCAAAGGCAUGCCAAGAUGUGGUAUCAGCAGCUAGAGAGCUAACCAUAGAAAGAUCACUCGACCUGCAACUAGCCAGCGGCCAGCCAACAGUAAAAAGAGGAUGGGCUUUAAAGAGGUCCAAGAAAGCAGUACGCUUCACUGAAAAAGUAAAGCGUUACCUGACCGGCGUUUGUCUUGAGGGCGAGCAAACAGGAAAGAAAGCAGACCCAAGUGAAGUAGCGACAAGACUAAAAAGUUUGAGAAGCGAUGGAAGAAAGAAGUUCGCAAGUGAAGAGUGGUUGACAACGCAACAAAUCACAAGCUACUUUUCAAGACUGACUAUCCUUAAUCGUUCCGGCGAGCUACGCCAGCAAGCGCUUCCGGAGGAGCCUUGGGAAGAAGAACUCAAAGCUAUUUGUCACUUUUGUCAGCUCGAAACGCUGUUGUUUAUUGUUAGUUUGACACGAAUUGUUGAGAGGAAGGUGGAGAACAACAUAAAUAGUAACAGUGCAACCUAA